AUGGUGUCAAGCACCGUGGUGGUGAGCAUCCAGGCCACACACGCAGGGGGCUCCUCAGGGCGCAUCACCUACAGCAUUGUGAGUGGCAAUGAGAAGAAUGCUUUCCUCAUCCAGCCCAGCUCAGGUGCCAUCUCGGUGCAGGACUCCAGCAGCCUGGACUUCGAAUCAAGCCCUCGGCUGCGCCUCGUGGUUCAAGCAGAGACUGCCACCUCCUUUGGCUUCAUGGCCGUGAACCUCAACCUGCAGGAUGUGAAUGAUAACUUGCCACGCUUCCAGCUGCAGAACUACGUGGCCUUUAUCUGGGAGUCACAGAGCUACGACUCCCCCGUCAUACAGGGGGAAGGAGCUGCCGGGCACUGGGGGGGGUCUCCCUGGUCAAGCUCUGAUGCUGUCUGCUGUGCUUUCGGUGGCAGGUUCCUGCUGGCGGUCGCUGUGAGUCUCGCGGGCUGGUGGUGCUCCCUAGCGCUGGGCUGGGCCCCAGAGCAGGACCAGAGUCUCCGGGUCCCUGCUGAAUGGAGCCACCUGGGCCGGGUCGCUCCCUUGGAUGAGCUCGUGUUGACCUUUGCCCUCAGGCAGCAGAACGUGGAGCAUCUGGUGAAGCUGGUGGGAAGAGUCUCAGACCCUGAUUCACCUCAGUAUGGAAAGUACCUGUCACUGGAGGAGCUGCGCACACUCGUCCAGCCCUCUCUCCUGACGCUCAGCACUGUGCACAAGUGGUUGGGGGCCUACGGGAUCAAGGGCUGCAAGACCAUUAGCACCUUGGACUUCCUAGAGUGUGUGAUGCCAGCCAGCACGGCGGAGCGUCUCCUGCCAGGAGCCCAGUUCCAUCGCUACGAGAGCGGCCAGCGCAGCGCUGUGCGCUCCCCUGUCCCCUACACCCUCCAUGAGGACCUGGCUGAACACAUUGACUUUGUGGGUGGCCUGCACCGGUUCCCUGCGGAAAGGAAGGUGGUGACCAGAGCCUUGGGGAAGGAGGAGGCGACGGCACGGUACCAGCAGAGGGCAGCUUUCCAUCUGGGUGUGACGCCCUCUGUCAUCCGCAAGAGAUACAACCUGACGGAUGGGGACAUCGGGGCAUUGCCCAAUAACAGCCAGGCCUGUGCCCAGUUCCUGGAGCAGUAUUUCCACCCGGCUGACCUGGCAGAGUUCAUGAAGCUCUUCGCAAGCAGCUUUGGGCACCGCUCCCGGGUUGACCAGGUGGUCGGGCACCAAGGGCUGGGCAAGGCGGGGCUCGAGGCCAGCCUGGAUGUGGAGUACAUCAUGAGCACAGGUGCCAACAUCUCCACCUGGGUCUUCAGUAAUGCAGGGAGGCAUGAGAGCCAGGAGCCCUUCCUGGCCUGGCUGCUGCUGCUCAGUAACAUGUCCUCGGUGCCCUGGGUGCACUCGGUCAGCUACGGGGACGAUGAGGACAGCCUGUCCUGGGCCUACAUGGAGCGCGUCAAUGUGGAGUUCAUGAAGGCUGCUGCGCGGGGCUUGACUGUGCUCUUCGCCUCAGGUGAUGCUGGAGCUGGCUGCAGAAAGCUUGCUGGAGGGAGCCACGCUUUCCGGCCCAGCUUCCCAGCCUCCAGCCCCUAUGUGACCACGGUGGGUGGCACAGCCUUUAAGAACCCCUUCCGAGUGACCUGGGAGGUGACGGACUAUAUCAGCGGCGGGGGCUUCAGCAACGUCUUCCCUAUGCCUGACUACCAGGCUGCGGCUGUCAGGAAUUUCUUGCGCUCAGCCCCAAAGCUGCCACCCCUCUCCUACUACAACAGCAGCGGCCGUGCCUACCCCGACCUGGCUGCCCUCUCUGACAACUACUGGGUGGUGACCAACCGCAUCCCCCUGCCCUGGGUGUCUGGGACAUCGGCCUCCACCCCCGUGGUAGGGGGCAUUAUGGCCCUGAUCAACGACCGCCGUUUGCAGAAAGGUCUGCCGCCUCUGGGCUUCCUGAACCCGGCGCUCUACAAACUGCAGAAGGGGCCUACUGCUGCCCUCUACGACGUCACCCAGGGCUGCCACCUGUCGUGUCUGGAUGCAGCAGUGGAAGGGCAGGGGUUCUGUGCUGGCCCCUCCUGGGACCCCGUCUCAGGCUGGGGCACCCCCAACUUCCCACAGCUCCUGAAAGCUCUGCUCAACCCGUGAUGCCGGCAGCAGGAGGAAAGGGCUGGGGCUAGAGAGGAGUACGCAGCAGGCUAAACCACAGGACCACCUCCGUUCUCGCCCCCUCCCUACUACCACAUCUAACCUGCGAUGGGGCACCUUCCUCCGAGCUGUAGGACCAAGGGGCAGGUCACUGCUGCUCCUGCUGGGCAGGGCCCAAAGGCCCCUUUACCUUACUGAGCAGGCAGCGAUUCAGGGCCUCCUGGAAAGAAACGGCUCAAGCUUCCCCCUACCUCGCCUGCUAGUGCCUCCCUCCAGUUAUCUCAGGUGCUGCUACUCUGCAGUCAGGUGUGGCAGCUGAGCUGUAGGUUCCCCUGCCUGGCCCCAGGCCCCCAGGAGGGGUGACAUGGUGGGAGCUGCUUUGGGGGAGUCCCAGGCAGGGAGGGGAGAUGCUCUCACAUGAACUUUCCUCAGGGGGAGAAGGCCCACCCUGGCCCCCACUGGCAAUAAAGGUGUUGGCUCCAGAGUGUGUCUGGUGGUGCAGCGGGGUGGAGGGAUGGGAUGGGCUGGCUGGGGGUUUGGGUGAAUAAAACCUGGCGGCUGCUAUUUGCUGCUUCAUGGACUUUGGGAAUUUCAGUCCGAGUUUUGGGAUUCCUGGGUGUCCCUUCGUUUCUCUCUGUGCUGCGCCCAGUUAUGGACAGUGUAAAGCAGAGCUGGAGAGCUGAGGCCUUUGGGUGACUGUUGGGUGCUAUGAAUGGGUCAUUAAAGGACUGGCUGAAACAA
Messenger RNA from Terrapene triunguis (Three-toed box turtle), 2865 nucleotides. RefSeq names its product tripeptidyl peptidase 1 (gene TPP1). Gene Ontology annotation, molecular function: serine-type endopeptidase activity; tripeptidyl-peptidase activity; calcium ion binding. The record is from RefSeq and is a predicted model, not a curated record. The transcript has 15 exons. Bases 1 to 2124 code for a protein of 707 amino acids. NCBI's taxonomy places the organism in Eukaryota, Metazoa, Chordata, Testudines, Emydidae. Gene Ontology annotation, cellular component: plasma membrane. Gene Ontology annotation, biological process: proteolysis; central nervous system development; homophilic cell-cell adhesion.